AUGCCUGUAUAUCUUUCCAACGCCUCGUCACUUCAUUCUCUUACCAUCACACUCUUCUAUCAAAGCAAAUACCUCGAGCACAUCAACGACAUAGAAGACCACAAAAUCAUCAUUCUGCAGAUGCAUGGAAGGCACUUUGAAGCCUACAUUGAACGUAGCAUGGACGAAAAAGCCAUCUACGAGGCUUUGCAGAUCGUCUUGAGCUCCGAGCUCGACAACAACCUCGACGGCAACCAGUGCAUCAUCUACGACUCGGUGCGCAAUCGAAGAGCGCGCCUUCACUACGACGAGAUGAACCCCAACAUCAUCUACACCGUCGAGCCCACCUUUUCGCACGUUCACGGCUCCAAGGCCGGCUCCGGUGCGGCGCGCAAGACUACCCACAACAUCUCCCAUAUCAUCCAAAAUUGGGAGCUACAGGAUGCCGACGACAUCUUCUCGCCCGAAAUCACACCGCGUCAGGAAGAGGGUAGCUAUGAUCGCCGCAGCCGCCGCCCCCUCCUCCAUCCUCUCGAUUGGGGCAGGUCAUUCACGGACAAACUGCGGGCACUGAGCUUCAAGAGCCAAGGCCGGCAUUUGGAGGCUGUUGAGCUCGUACAGGCUGAGGGGAAUGCGCGCUGCGAGGGUGACGAGUCCGAGGUGCUGGAAGCAGUCAAUGCAGAUAUUGUGGCUGCUACAGCCAAGUGGGCGAAGAAUAUGGAGCAAGAGGGAGUGGAUGUUGGCGACGACAAGAACGGAAAGGGUGUCCUGCGUGGGGGUGUGAAGGAGGAUGUGGAGGAUACAGAGGAUGGGGGUGGGCAUGUUGGGUGGGCUUAUGAGCAAGAUGGCAGCUUCAAGAUUGGAACUCACUUCCGCUAG
Pyrenophora tritici-repentis Pt-1C-BFP is the source of this 858-nucleotide messenger RNA. RefSeq names its product Amelogenin domain containing protein. The record is from RefSeq and is a predicted model, not a curated record. Lineage: Eukaryota; Fungi; Ascomycota; Dothideomycetes; Pleosporales; Pleosporaceae.